Scomber scombrus (Atlantic mackerel) is the source of this 775-nucleotide messenger RNA. Its product is annotated as stonustoxin subunit beta-like. The transcript is spliced from 2 exons. Gene Ontology annotation, molecular function: protein binding. The record is from RefSeq and is a predicted model, not a curated record. Bases 166 to 765 code for a protein of 199 amino acids. Lineage: Eukaryota; Metazoa; Chordata; Actinopteri; Scombriformes; Scombridae.
AGGUAGGGAUAGAUGGACACUCAGGUAUGGACAGACAGGUGGACACACUCAGGUAUGGACAGAUGGACAGACACUCUGACUAACUGAGGGACUCUGGUUCAUGUUUAAUGGUGGAUAUGAGUGAAGGUGUAUGAAGCUGAUUGUGUCUUUGUCUCUUCCUCCAGGAUGGACCAUGGUGGACCGCAGAGACUGAAACCUGGUGUGAGGAAGUAUGCCUGUGAACUGGAACUGGAUCCAAACACAAUGAACACAAACCUCAAACUGUCUGAUAACAACAGGAAGGUGACAAAUGUGGAGGAGGAUCAGUCAUAUCCUGAUCAUCCAGACAGAUUUGACUACUGGGAACAGCUGCUGUGUAGAAAUGUUCUGACUGGUCGAUGUUACUGGGAGGUCGAGUGGAGAGGAAGAGUUUAUAUAUCAGUGAGUUACAGAAGAAUCAGAAGGAAAGGAGACAGUGCUGACUGUAGGUUUGGAUUUAAUGAUCAGUCCUGGAGUCUGGAGUGCUCUGAUCGUUAUGGUUACUCUGUCUGGCACAAUAAGAGAAGAACACCCAUCUCCUCCUCCUCCUCCUCCUCCUCCUCCUCCUCCUCCUCCUCUGUCUCUAACAGAGUAGCAGUGUAUGUGGACUGUCCUGCUGGCACUCUGUCCUUCUACAGAGUCUCCUCUGACUCACUGAUCCACCUCCACACCUUCAACACCACAUUCACUGAUCCUCUGUGUGCUGGGUUUAUGUUCUACUACUAUGGUUCCUCAGUGUCUCUGUAGGAGGAGCAGA